Messenger RNA from Acaulospora morrowiae, 189 nucleotides. The record is from the annotation of a GenBank genome assembly. NCBI's taxonomy places the organism in Eukaryota, Fungi, Glomeromycota, Glomeromycetes, Diversisporales, Acaulosporaceae.
AUGGUUUGGUGGGAGGGAGGGCACAGGGAUGGAGGGAGGGCACAGGUACGGUUUGGUGGGAGGUUAGGGAUGGAGGGAGGGUACAGGUAUGGUUUGGUGGGAGGUACGGUUUGGUGGGAGGUUAGGGAUGGAGGGAGGGCACAGGUAUGGUUUGGUGGGAGGUUAGGGUUGGCGGGAGGGUACAGGUAG